Messenger RNA from Mercurialis annua (annual mercury), 671 nucleotides. Its product is annotated as serine/threonine-protein phosphatase 7 long form homolog. Bases 74 to 667 code for a protein of 197 amino acids. NCBI's taxonomy places the organism in Eukaryota, Viridiplantae, Streptophyta, Magnoliopsida, Malpighiales, Euphorbiaceae. The transcript has 2 exons. The record is from RefSeq and is a predicted model, not a curated record.
UGCUCAGUUCUGGCGUGCCCGCGUGCCACUGAUUUACUAUCAUAUUAUCGAGUGGCACCAGCCGGAUAGGGUGAUGCCGCAGUUUGGAUUGCUUCAGCCUAUACCUGAACCACCUUCGCAGCUCCACAUCCACCACACUGUCCAGUUUCGGGGGAGCUCAAGCUUCCAACACACUUUUAGAGAGUAUGUCGCGAUAUGGGACUCCAGGGAACUGUAUGUGGUCCAAGGCCCGUUGCUGGACCAUCCGCCCCACUUCCAUUCAGAGUACAUGGAGUGGUACAGACGCAUCAGCAGGAGAUGGAUUACCCAUCACGGAGCAGAGACUGGAUCAGCUCGUGAUGCCAUGGAGAGGAUUCGCUUACAGUCAGAGGCAGGGUCGAGUAUUGGUACUUACGCUCGUAGUCACCAGUUAGGCACCAUGGAGGACCGGAGGGACACACAGUGGCCACCACCAGAGCCUGCUGUUCCGCCACAGCCCUUGCCUCAUAUAGAUCCCCCGACGGUCGACGUACAGCGUAUACGAGGUCGUCGUCGGGGUAGAGCCAGACCUCAGGAGGAGACACGCGAGAUGGCAGAGAACCCUAUGCCACCCCCGGUACGUUUUAAUCUAAAUUUUCUUUUAUUUAAUAUUAAAUCAAUAAUUCUAAUAAACAAUUUGUUUUUUUAGGUCG